This is a messenger RNA of Osmerus eperlanus (European smelt), 2080 nucleotides long. RefSeq lists its product as uncharacterized. The record is from RefSeq and is a predicted model, not a curated record. NCBI's taxonomy places the organism in Eukaryota, Metazoa, Chordata, Actinopteri, Osmeriformes, Osmeridae. The coding region runs from base 58 to 1815 and encodes 585 amino acids. The transcript has 14 exons.
UUAGACUGCUUCUGAGUCUCAGCGUGAAGUCCUCCAUCUGCAGAACACCAUUCCAGGAUGCUGAAUUUGGUGCUUUUGUGCCUUUGGGCAUUGUCAGGCCUCAAUGCUGCCCCCUUGAGAGAUGACGUUGUAGCUCCACCAAGAGGCAUGGUCCACAAUGACCAACUGAAUCUGCCCAGUGGAAUCCCAGCCUAUGACCAGCGCAGACAGGGCACAGAACCUUCCAGACGCUUCCUGGUGGACCUGAACACUGGCCUGCUGAAGGAACACGCCAGUGAGAUGGAGAGGAGGGUGGGGAAUGUGUUAGAGCCUCCGACCAUGGGCUUACUCAGACAGGACAUCCAGAACUCUCCGCACACUCCAGUGGACAGAAAGACCGGGAACAUCAUCCAAGCGGUCGGGGACAUAGAGACAAACUUCAUCUUUAACUCUGCAGGCUCCGUGGAGGUGCCAGCCAAGAUGACAGAGGCAGGCUGGGUGAGGGAAAGCGUGAGUCUGCCUCGCAGUGUCCCUGUGGAGCAGCGCAGGCAGGGCACAGAACCUUCCAGACGCUUCCUGAUGGACCUGAACACUGGCCUGCUCAAGGAGCACAUCAGUGAGAUGGAGAGGAGGGUGGGGAAGGUGUAUGUUCCUCCCUUCGUGGACUUGUUCAGACAGGGCACGGAGAACUCUCGGGCCACACUGGUGGACACCAGGACAGGAACCAUCAUCCAGGAAGUCGGAGAGAUGGAGAGGAACAUGAAGCUUGUCGGAGAGAUGGAGAGGAACAUGAAGCCAGAUGUGCAGAAGGAAUGGUCUGAGGUUGUAGCUGAGGUUCACAAUGUCCCAGUUGAGCAGCGCAGGCAGGGCACAGAACCUUCCAGACGCUUCCUGAUGGACCUGAACACUGGCCUGCUGAAGGAGCACAUCAGUGAGAUGGAGAGAAGGGUGGGGAAGGUGUAUGUUCCUCCCUUCGUGGACUUGUUCAGACAGGGCACGGAGAACUCUCGGGCCACACUGGUGGACACCAGGACAGGAACCAUCAUCCAGGAAGUCGGCGAGAUGGAGAGGAACAUGAAGCUUGUCGGAGAGAUGGAGAGGAACAUGAAGCCAGAUGUGCAGAAGGAAUGGUCUGAGGUUGUAGCUGAGGUUCACAAUGUCCCAGUUGAGCAGCGCAGGCAGGGCACAGAACCUUCCAGACGAUUCCUGAUGGACCUGAACACUGGCCUGCUGAAGGAGCACAUCAGUGAGAUGGAGAGAAGGGUGGGGAAGGUGUAUGUUCCUCCCUUCGUGGACUUGUUCAGACAGGGCACGGAGAACUCCCGGGCCACACUGGUGGACACCAGGACAGGAACCAUCAUCCAGGAAGUCGGAGAGAUGGAGAGGAACUUCAUAAUGAAGCCGCAGGAUGUCUCCAGAGUUCAAGAUCAGUUAGACACAGAGUGUGUUGGAGAGGUCAUUGAUGGCCGCUGCUACCACUUCAAUCCAACUCCAAUGACCUUCAGCCAAGCAGAGGCCUCAUGCAGAGUUCUCAGCCGUCUUGGGAACCUGGCCUCCAUUACCAACAGUGACCUGCACUCUCGCUUGGUCUCCAUGGUGACCAAGACCAGCAACAGCCCUGUUUUGACUUGGCUAGGCGGAGUUGGCAAGGACCAGAAGUAUGAAUGGACUGAUGGGUCCGCCUGGGAUUACACUGACUGGAUGCCUGGACACCCAAACACACUGAGAGACCAGCCGGCUUGUCUGGAGAUGUUCAGAGUUGAUGAGAGUUGGUGGACAUCUGUGGACUGUCAGUUGAAGAGGGCAUCCAUUUGCUCUUUCCCCGUGGCAGCAUAAAGACCUGCAAAAGAAAUCCUGCAAAAAUACCAGACAAUAUGAAGCAUUUCAAAUCUGUUUUAUAACGUCUGAAAUGUGGAAGAGGGAACAUCUGUUAUUGAGUUAUAUUAAUUAUAUUUCCAAAUGUUGUGUCCCUUAUUUUUACUUCUUUGGAUGAGUAACAACUGUUUCAAUCCUGUCUAGUAAAUCUUCAUGUAAUUGGACAUGGCCCUACUCAGCUUCAACUUUGUCACGGAAAUAAAACUCCUUAAAAAAAACUAUGAAU